AUGCGGCCUGCAUUCUACGCCAGUAACCUUCUGCACGAGAAGCAGGCCAUCCUACAGGUACAAGUCAGGCUGCCCAACCCCGAUGCCACGUUCGACUUUAUCUCAUCUGAGGACAUUGGCCAUGUGGCGGGGACCAUCCUGGUCAAUGACGCCCAAGAACGUAUCAUGCGGCUCCUUGGGCCCGAAAGGAUGACGUUGAAGGAAGCGGUAAGAAUAGUGGGCCAGGCGCUGGACAAGGAAGUCCAAGUCACUAUCCUUACUCGGGGAGAGGCUGCCGCGCAGAUGGAGGCCGCCAGCAUGCCGUCCGCUAUGAACCAGUGGCACCUUCAUAACGUGAUCGAUCGCGCUGUAUCGUAUCUGGAAAGUCCCGAGGCGCUUGUCGCACGCGAAACCAUUCUGAAGUAUGCCCAGCAUUCUCUGCAGCGCUUGCAGCAGUGGGUAGAGAGCCAGCUGACCAAGUUCCGGGAUUGA
Aspergillus aculeatus ATCC 16872 is the source of this 471-nucleotide messenger RNA. RefSeq names its product NmrA-like family protein. The record is from RefSeq and is a predicted model, not a curated record. The coding region runs from base 1 to 471 and encodes 156 amino acids. The transcript has a single exon. Lineage: Eukaryota; Fungi; Ascomycota; Eurotiomycetes; Eurotiales; Aspergillaceae.